Messenger RNA from Aspergillus tanneri, 207 nucleotides. RefSeq lists its product as uncharacterized. The record is from RefSeq and is a predicted model, not a curated record. The coding region runs from base 1 to 207 and encodes 68 amino acids. The transcript has 2 exons. Lineage: Eukaryota; Fungi; Ascomycota; Eurotiomycetes; Eurotiales; Aspergillaceae.
AUGUCAUUCUGGAGCUCCUAUCGUUCCCUAACGCCCAAGACAAGGGCUCUGUUUGGAGUCGGGAUGAUGGCCUGGGCGUCUAUUGGACUCUGGCUCUCGCCACAGGUGGAGAGCGCAAUGGGGAUGGUGCCUACGAAGGAGGAGCAGGAGGAUAUGGAACGCAAGUUGGCGUUCAAGGUUUCCAGGGUAGAUAAGGAUAGGAAUUGA